Molecule: messenger RNA, 1066 nt
Organism: Passer montanus (Eurasian tree sparrow)
Lineage: Eukaryota; Metazoa; Chordata; Aves; Passeriformes; Passeridae
Product: neuroligin-2-like
Exons: 2
Biological process (GO): chemical synaptic transmission; modulation of chemical synaptic transmission; presynaptic membrane assembly
Cellular component (GO): postsynaptic specialization membrane; synapse; cell surface
Molecular function (GO): signaling receptor activity; neurexin family protein binding
Source: RefSeq, a predicted model, not a curated record
GCCUGUUCCAGAAGGCCAUCGCCCAGAGCGGCACGGCCAUCGCCAGCUGGUCGGUCAACUACCAGCCCCUCAAGUACACGCGGCUGCUGGCGGCCAAGGUGGGCUGCGAGCGCGCCGACACCGGCGCCGCCGUCGAGUGCCUGCGGCGCCAGCCCUUCCGCGCCCUGGUGGACCAGGACGUGCAGCCCGCCCGCUACCACGUGGCCUUCGGGCCGGUGGUGGACGGCGACGUGGUGCCGGACGACCCCGAGAUCCUGAUGCAGCAGGGCGAGUUCCUCAACUACGACAUCCUCAUCGGCGUCAACCAGGGCGAGGGGCUGAAGUUCGUGGAGGACUCGCUGGAGAGCGAGGACGGCAUCUCGGCCUCCUACUUCGACUUCACGGUGUCCAACUUCGUGGACAACCUCUACGGCUACCCCGAGGGCAAGGACAUCCUGCGGGAGACCAUCAAGUUCAUGUACACGGACUGGGCCGACCGCGACAACGGCGAGAUGCGGCGCAAGACGCUGCUGGCGCUCUUCACCGACCACCAGUGGGUGGCCCCGGCGGUGGCCACGGCCAAGCUGCACGCCGAGUACCAGUCGCCGGUGUACUUCUACACCUUCUACCACCACUGCCAGACGGACGCGCGGCCGGAGUGGGCGGACGCGGCGCACGGCGACGAGAUCCCCUACGUCUUCGGCGUGCCCAUGGUGGGCGCCACGGAUCUGUUCCCCUGCAACUUCUCCAAGAACGACGUCAUGCUCAGCGCCGUGGUCAUGACCUACUGGACCAGGGGGGGAUGGGGGGAGGGCGACCCCAACCAGCCGGUGCCGCAGGACACCAAGUUCAUCCACACCAAGCCCAACCGCUUCGAGGAGGUGGUGUGGACGCGCUUCGACGGCAAGGACAAGCGCUACCUGCACAUCGGCCUGAAGCCGCGCGUGCGCGACCACUACCGCGCCAACAAGGUCGCCUUCUGGCUGGAGCUGGUGCCGCACCUGCACAACCUGCACCAGCUGCCGCACGCCUCCCCCACCACGCGCCUGCCGCCGCCCGCCGGGCCCCCGCGCCGCCCCCCGCCCAC